This is a messenger RNA of Cuscuta campestris, 702 nucleotides long. Lineage: Eukaryota; Viridiplantae; Streptophyta; Magnoliopsida; Solanales; Convolvulaceae. The record is from the annotation of a GenBank genome assembly.
GGCUUUGCCGGCGGACGGACCACAAAAACUAGAAGAGCAAUAGCAAGAAUUUGACCGCCACAGGGCUUGAUUCCAAGUUCCCUUGGAGUUCGCAAGUUUUAAAACAAAGAUGAUGGACGCUAUAAGAAAUCUUCUUGGCAUUCCCAUUGCUCCACCUGAUCUAGCUCCUACAACCACUCUAUACAAUCCUACAUCUAAUGACAUGGAAUCUGUGGAGCGUACUGUUGGUGAUUCAGUGAGAGUUCCUGAAGUUGCUGAUGAUGGUGUUUUUAUUGAAGGUAUUGUUAAUGCCUUUCCAUCAGAUCUUUUAGUUGUUGAUACACCCGUAGAUGCAUCGGGUAAGAGAGACGUUACAAAGGAUCAAACAUUGAGCAAUGUCAUCAUCGCAUGUAGCCUUGUGUCUCCCUCCAAAACCGCUCAAGUAGCAGAUGUGAAUUAUACGCAAGCAGACAUCUCACUAUCCUUUGAUAUCAUCCAGUCCUCUCGCCAUGCGAAUAUAGUGGAGUCCGAGUAUUGGGUUUCACCGCAGGUAGCUAAGUUUGCAUUUGCUCUCCUCUCUUAUGUCCAUCGCUAUACUCCAAUUUGCAGGCUUAAUAAAGAUCUAUCAUCAAGUGGGCAUAAUCUUUGGGUCAAUAUUUUCUCUCCAGUCUCGAAGCAUGAAUGGGAGCCUCCACCUUGAGGACAAGGUGGUUUUCUAAAGGG